Molecule: messenger RNA, 5358 nt
Organism: Nanorana parkeri
Lineage: Eukaryota; Metazoa; Chordata; Amphibia; Anura; Dicroglossidae
Gene: ATP2B1
Product: ATPase plasma membrane Ca2+ transporting 1
Exons: 22
Coding region: 582-4310 (1242 amino acids)
Biological process (GO): regulation of cytosolic calcium ion concentration; calcium ion transmembrane transport
Cellular component (GO): intracellular membrane-bounded organelle; membrane
Molecular function (GO): PDZ domain binding; ATP hydrolysis activity; P-type calcium transporter activity
Source: RefSeq, a predicted model, not a curated record
UGCCGCUGUGUAGCGUUGUGUGUGUGGCGUGUGCACGAAGAGGUGGUGUGGGACGCCUGGCCGGCUCGCUGCUUGUCAUUUCAGUCAGGUUUAGUGCUGCUCGCCGGUCCUCCCUCCUCACCCCCCUUCUCCUGUUCAGUCAUAUUGUGCUCACCACUCCCCCCCUCCUUCUUCUUCCUCCUCCUCCCUCCCCCAUCCCUGCUUCAGCUUCUGCCGCCUUCAGUCUGCGUGUGAGGGAGAGAGCGGCCGGCGGGGGAGCCGGGGGACACCAUGCUGUGAUCAGGCGCCUCCUCUCUCCCCCACAACUAGACUCCCGGGAUACACACCGGGCUCCACCUGCAUCACCGCCUCCAGAGUAUUCUUGCUACAAUUUCAUGAAAUGAUGUCUACGUUUACCAAGGAACAGUAUUCAAGACAUAUCUGUGGAAUUACCCUUCAAGCUUUUUGAAUAUUCCUUAAAAUGCACUCAAUAUAGUGUUGUCCACAAAAGGCUUUGUUGCAUUUAGCUGUGAAGACCUCUUCCCAGCUGGAUUUCUGGACCUUCUCUGCCCAUUUGCCUGCCCAAAGAGAUUGUGGCAGAAAUGGCGAACAAUUCGGUUGCAUAUAGUGGUGUAAAAAACUCUAUAAAUGAAACUAACCAUGGUGGAGACUUUGGGAUCACUGUUCAAGAACUCCGGGAUCUUAUGGAAUUACGAUCCACAGAUGCAUUACAGAAAGUUCACGAAUGCUAUGGAGAUGUAUACGGCAUAUGUAGUAGAUUGAAAACCUCACCGCAUGAGGGUUUAAGUGGAAAUCCGGCAGACCUUGAAAGGAGGCAAGAAGUAUUUGGAAAAAAUAUUAUACCUCCUAAAAAGCCAAAAACGUUUCUUCAGUUAGUAUGGGAAGCAUUACAGGAUGUAACAUUAAUUAUACUAGAAGUAGCAGCCAUAAUAUCUUUAGGCCUUUCUUUUUACCGACCUCCUGGUGGACAUAACGAAUUGUGUGGAGAAGCCAGUGCUGCAGAAGAGGAAGAAGGGGAGGCAGGCUGGAUUGAAGGAGCUGCUAUCCUUCUAUCUGUUGUAUGUGUGGUGUUAGUAACAGCUUUUAAUGACUGGAGUAAAGAGAAACAGUUCCGAGGGUUGCAGAACCGAAUUGAACAAGAGCAGAAAUUUACAGUUGUCCGUGGAGGGCAAGUUAUCCAAAUACCUGUGGCCGAUAUAGUUGUUGGAGACAUUGCACAAAUAAAAUAUGGUGAUCUGUUGCCCGCUGAUGGAGUACUUAUUCAGGGAAAUGAUCUUAAAAUUGAUGAAAGUUCAUUAACUGGAGAAUCUGACCAGGUUAAGAAAAAUCAGGAAAAAGACCCUCUACUGCUAUCUGGAACACACGUUAUGGAAGGCUCUGGAAAAAUGGUUGUCACUGCAAUUGGAGUAAAUUCCCAAACUGGAAUUAUUUUCACUUUACUUGGAGCUGGGGAAAGUGAAGAAGAGAAAGAGAAAGAAAAGAAAGAAAAGAAAAACAAAAAACAAGAUGGCGCAGUUGAAAAUCGAAACAAAGCUAAAGCUCAGGAUGGUGCAGCCAUGGAAAUGCAGCCCCUUAAGAGUGAAGAUGGUGGAGAUGGAGAAGACAAAAAGAAAUCACAUAUGACAAAGAAAGAAAAAUCUGUUUUGCAAGGCAAACUUACUAAAUUGGCAGUACAGAUCGGCAAAGCUGGCUUGGUGAUGUCUGCAAUUACAGUCAUAAUCCUUGUUAUUUACUUUGUGAUCAAUACAUUCUGGAUUCAGCAACGUCCAUGGUUGGCAGAGUGUACACCCAUUUAUGUCCAAUAUUUUGUCAAGUUCUUUAUUAUUGGAGUCACAGUUUUGGUAGUAGCAGUUCCAGAAGGUCUUCCACUCGCAGUUACCAUUUCACUGGCAUAUUCUGUUAAGAAAAUGAUGAAAGAUAAUAACUUGGUUCGGCAUCUGGAUGCAUGUGAAACCAUGGGAAAUGCCACUGCAAUCUGUUCAGAUAAAACUGGAACAUUAACCAUGAACAGGAUGACUGUUGUCCAAGCUUUCCUAAAUGAUAAACAUUACAGAAAGAUUCCUGAUGCAGAGUCCUUAACUGAAAAUGUGCUGAACCUCCUUAUCACAGGGAUUUCAGUCAACUGUGCUUACACAUCCAAAAUUUUGCCUCCUGAAAAAGAAGGUGGCCUACCACGCCAUGUUGGUAAUAAAACUGAAUGUGCCUUGCUGGGAUUUCUUUUGGAUCUAAAACGUGACUAUCAAGAUGUACGGAAUGAGAUCCCUGAGGAAACCCUUUUUAAAGUGUACACUUUUAAUUCUGGGAGAAAGUCCAUGAGCACAGUAUUGAAAAACAAUGAUGGUAGUUAUCGAAUGUUCAGUAAGGGUGCCUCAGAGAUCAUCCUUAGAAAGUGCUGCAAAGUUCUUACUGCAAAUGGUGAAGCCAAAAUUUUUAGGCCACGGGAUAGAGAUGAUAUGGUUAAGAGCGUGAUUGAACCUAUGGCAUCUGAGGGGCUGCGGACCAUAUGCUUGGCUUAUAGAGACUUUCCUACUGAGGAAUAUGAGCCUGAUUGGGAAAAUGAAAAUGAUAUACUUACUGGGCUCACCUGUAUUGCUGUUGUAGGCAUUGAGGACCCAGUGAGACCAGAGGUGCCAGACGCAAUAAGAAAAUGUCAACGAGCAGGUAUUACGGUCCGAAUGGUAACGGGGGACAACAUUAACACAGCCCGUGCUAUUGCCACAAAAUGUGGAAUUCUUAACCCUGGGGAGGACUUCAUUUGUGUAGAAGGAAAAGAAUUCAAUAGGCGAAUACGAAAUGAAAAAGGAGAAAUUGAACAAGAACGAAUAGAUAAACUUUGGCCUAAGCUUCGUGUUCUCGCUAGAUCAUCUCCAACUGAUAAGCAUACAUUGGUAAAAGGAAUUAUUGACAGCACCAUCUGUGAACAGAGACAAGUGGUAGCAGUAACUGGUGAUGGGACCAAUGACGGACCUGCCUUGAAGAAAGCCGAUGUUGGGUUUGCUAUGGGUAUUGCUGGAACAGAUGUUGCAAAAGAAGCUUCUGAUAUUAUUCUUACAGAUGACAACUUCUCCAGCAUUGUAAAAGCAGUAAUGUGGGGAAGAAAUGUAUAUGACAGUAUCUCCAAAUUUCUACAAUUCCAGCUUACUGUCAAUGUGGUUGCUGUUAUUGUAGCAUUUACUGGAGCAUGUAUCACACAAGACUCUCCGCUUAAAGCGGUUCAGAUGUUGUGGGUAAAUCUUAUUAUGGACACAUUUGCAUCACUUGCUUUGGCAACUGAGCCUCCAACAGAAUCUCUUUUAUUGAGAAGACCUUAUGGGAGAAAUAAACCUCUCAUAUCGCGAACAAUGAUGAAAAAUAUUUUAGGUCACGCAGUCUACCAGUUAGUUGUGGUCUUUACACUGCUGUUUGUGGGCGAGAAACUUUUUGAUAUUGACAGUGGUAGAAACGCUCCCCUCCAUGCGCCUCCAUCACAGCAUUAUACCAUUGUGUUCAACACAUUUGUUAUGAUGCAGCUUUUCAAUGAAAUAAAUGCCAGGAAGAUUCACGGGGAAAGAAAUGUGUUUGAAGGGAUUUUUAACAAUAUGAUCUUCUGCAGCAUUGUAUUAGGUACUUUUAUAAUACAGAUCAUAAUUGUUCAGUUUGGUGGAAAGCCGUUUAGCUGUACAGAUCUGACAGUAGAUCAGUGGCUUUGGUCGGUUUUCCUGGGUAUGGGAACAUUACUUUGGGGCCAGCUGGUAACCUCAAUACCAACAAGUCGUUUGAAGUUCCUAAAGGAAGCAGGUCAUGGGACACAGAAGGAUGACAUUCCUGAAGAAGAGCUUGGUGAAGAUGCGGAGGAGAUUGAUCAUGCAGAGAGGGAGUUACGCCGUGGUCAGAUCUUAUGGUUUAGGGGCCUAAACAGAAUUCAGACUCAGAUGGAUGUAGUGAAUGCUUUCCAAAGUGGAAGUUCCAUUCAGGGGGCUUUAAGGCGGCAACCCUCCAUCGCCAGCCAGCAUCAUGAUAUUCGAGUGGUGAAUGCAUUUCGUAGUUCUCUUUAUGAAGGAUUGGAAAAGCCUGAAUCGCGAAGCUCAAUCCACAAUUUCAUGACACACCCAGAGUUUAGAAUAGAAGACUCUGAGCCUCAUAUUCCGCUUAUUGAUGACACAGAUGCUGAAGAUGAUGCUCCCACAAAACGUCACUCUACUCCACCUCCCUCUCCCAAUCAAAAUAAUAAUGCUGUCGACAGUGGAAUACAUCUUACAAUAGAACCGAACAAGUCAGCUACCUCUUCAUCCCCAGGCAGUCCACUACAUAGUCUGGAGACUUCACUCUGAUUGUAAGAUGAAUGUCAACAUUCUAGCUGAUUUGAAAAGAGAACUGGGUCCUUUACACACAUUGAAGCAGGCAGAUGAGAGUGCCUGCUCCUUGGACUUCAAACGAAGACUCACUUGUAUGAAUGUAGAUUUAUUUUUUUAAGAAAAAAAUGCUUUCUGCCAGACUUGAGGGUGCUUUUCUUGGGAAGGAAAAGGGAUGGGAUAAUUGGGAUGAACUCUUUGACAAGAUACUUUGUAACCCAGCAAAAGCAACCUGCAGAGCAUCAGUUACACUAAAUGAUGAUUGGCCUGGACAGUGUGUUAGGAACAUUCUAGUUUAUAUUGAUCCACAUUAUUAUUAUUUUUUGGGGGCCCGGGGUUGUUCAUUUGAUUAUUUAUGUUAUAAAUGAUACAGAUCUGUUUACAAGGUUUAUAGAUAUUUUCUCCUGUUCAUAGAAGGGAAGUUUCCUUAUUUGCGAUGAAAGACAAAAUGUCCUUUAAACACUGCUGUAUUUUCAAGAAAAAAGGGGUGUUUCUAUUGAAAUUGUUUGAAAAACUUUGCCUGCAAUUUAUUUGCUCAAUAUUGUAGAUAAAUGAACCAAUAGCCAAAUACAAAUAGAAAAAAGAAAAAACACUAAUGCUUCAGGCAAGAUAAAAGCAGCAGUGUUCUAAUUAAAAUGAUGGCCUCUGUCCUUAGUUUCUUUGAGAGUAAAAAAUAAAAAGAAAGCUCACAUUUACUACUUAAUGGUUUUCACAUGAUUUUUUUUUUUCAUGUUGAAGAAAUGAUAAAGAACUUUUUGUUCCAAAGUUCCAAACAGAAUUUUGUGAAAUGCAGGGCAUCGAUGUGUGACGGAUCUUGCUUGAAAUCCUUUUGCUAUCUCCGUCAAAAUAUAUAAAAUCAAAAUACAUCAAAACUUUAGUCUUCUUAAUUUUCUUUUUUUUUGUUUGUCUAAACAUGUUAGUUUUAGCUCUGUCUUGGUGAACUGUGAGUGGAACCGUGUUGAUUUUCUAAUCUUUAGAUGACCUUCAUACAGCAUGAGGGCCUGUUGGCAUUUUGGAAAAAAAAAAA